This is a messenger RNA of Lates calcarifer (barramundi perch), 7475 nucleotides long. RefSeq names its product RAB3B, member RAS oncogene family (gene rab3b). The record is from RefSeq and is a predicted model, not a curated record. Gene Ontology annotation, cellular component: synaptic vesicle; plasma membrane; endosome. NCBI's taxonomy places the organism in Eukaryota, Metazoa, Chordata, Actinopteri, Centropomidae. Gene Ontology annotation, biological process: protein secretion; protein localization to plasma membrane; regulation of exocytosis. Gene Ontology annotation, molecular function: GTP binding; GTPase activity. The coding region runs from base 2909 to 3562 and encodes 217 amino acids. The transcript has 5 exons.
AAUGGAGUCUGGUAGAGAUAUAUAGAGUGUUUCUGGUUAAACUAAAAGGAUCUGACUCUUUAAUAAAAAGCUCUGUCUCUGUAGGAAUCCUAUCAUCAUGUUGUCAGACACUGAAUAACAACCUGAGUCUGUCAGAUAUGAACUCAUCCACUGGAUUACACUGCAGGAGCAAUCACUUACACUAUGGACCAGACUCCAUUGACAAAAACAGGAAUUUUACUGAGCAGAAAGCCCUUUACUAUAAAAUGGCACUUUCAACUCAUCACUAACAACUAAAUAUCUUUACUUCAUUCUGUUUUCUCUCUCUCCUCGUCCUUUUCUGCUGUAUGACUCUGGAGUGUGCUAAGUCUUUUUAAGUACCUAAUCACUUCUGUGACCUUUGACACUGCUGCCACUGACUGAGUUCAUGAGCAGCCACAUUAGCAGCCACUUCACAAACUGUCUGGAGGCACUUGUCUCUUUGACCUGACAGUCUGAAAACCUCUAGUUUACAUAAAGCUUAUUCAGGGUGAGGCUUGCAUGUGGUCUCAUGGGAGACAGUGAGAUACAGUGGGUAAGCACCUGUGUGAGGAAUGAUGGCUUUAUUAUCUAAACCCAGCACUCACUCAGUAAUCUGGAGAGUUAAAACCACCAUUAAUAAUAAUAUGAAUAUAAUUAUUAAUACAUUUAUUUACCAAGAACUAACUAAAGUGAUCAAAUCAGACUUUAAGAACAUUCUUAGAGAGCCUGUGUGUGUUGUACCGGAGUUAGAAUUCAUUCAGUCAGUUCCUCCUACGUUAAAAGAAUGUGUUAAACCACUUUGCUUUGAUCGUCACAUCAGUCAGUCAUCUGUUAAACAACUAUGUCUAAGAGAAAGGAAAGAAGCUAAGCUGAUGUAAUCGCACCACCGCGCCUACCAGCUUCUGUUUACACACAUUCAGAGCACAUCACAGCAAAGUGUGCUUGGUCAGAGGAAAUCAAUAUGGAAAUCCCCAAAUCACAGAGCAGCACUUAGAGAUGAAGCAGCUCAGGUUAGUCUGUAUCUUUCUCUGCUCACUGGGUUUAAAAUCAAACAGGAACAGACUGUAGUCUGAGUUCACAGCCACUUCUUUACAUUUCCACAGGUCAAAUCUCUGGUACUGAUACAAGUCCUGUGAUUAUUUGACCGUGUGAACUUUCAGCCCACAGACAUAAAUUACCACUCUGUUUUUCCCACUGUGCCACACCUUGGCUGUUACAGGGAUUUUUUUCUUUGAGGUCAGGUUUCAGUUCCAACUUCGUGUUCACACUCAGACAGUUACAGGUGGGUGUAAUUAGCUGAAGCUAAUAUGAGUUCUUCAGCGACGUGAGGAGGGUGUUUCAGAGCUUCAUGUCUGUUGUUCAUGUUUCUCUUGUUAGCUGCUCAGUUAGCAUUUGUUGACAUGAUGCAAGUGUUGAAGUGCUGACGAUGAAAUCAGAAACAGUAAUCCAACAUGAUUCAUCCUGCUCAGCAUUCGUUCUCCAGGCAGGGAGAAGUAGUAAGAGUUGUGUGAAACUGACACCGUGUGAUGAGACCAUGUGACUUCCAGCUUAAGUUACUACGACUGUGGCUGAUGUGCGGAUCACGCGCUUCCACAUUAGAGAAGAUGAUGCAAAGAGGAACCUGACAAGUCACCUGACAAAUGUCUGAGACACCUGACACCUGACACCCAGCACCGGCGUGCUAACAGAGUGAAGUCAAACUGAAUCAUUUUCAGUGUGAAUCAGUCAGUAGCUGAUAAAACCACAGACGCUGAUAAAUGAUCUCUGAUGACAGCGGUUCACCUCAGAUGCAGUGACUGUACGAUAAAGACUGGUUCGAUCUCUGUCAGAGCUGAACGCCAGCGUUACCAUGAUGGUUUACAGAGACGCUGGCGGGAGUCGCCCCCCUGAGAGGUUCAUGAUGUUGUGUCACUGUAAUUCUUGGCCAUCAACACCUGAGAGUAGACAUCAGUGUUUGCAACAGAGGAACGUUGCCUUCAUUUCUGCCCCGAGGCUUUUUUACUGCACCAGACUCUGGCUCGACACACUCACAGUACCAACAUCCACCUCAGUCUCUGAGCUGGGUGGAAAGCCCCACACUGGGCUGCAGUCCUCAGCCUCUUCUGGGAAGCUGGAGCCAUUUCCAUGAAAAUGGGACGGACUGAAAACAUCGCUGUCGCUGUUACUAGUAACUGUAACUAAAUCCUACAUUUCAGCACUGCACAGACUUCAUUAUCAUCUAUGCCAAUGUGGAAACAGGAGCACGUCAAAGUGGAGUCUCUGCCUCAUGGUUGUGUGCCUCUGCCAGUCCAGUUACAGUAAGUCAGCGAGUGGAUUCUUGAGUCGUGGCCAAAAAUGUGUUCUGUGCAGUCACAGUGACCUUUGACCUCAAGUCCAAGUGAACGUUUGUGCCCAACACACACUCCCACCACCUCUAGCAGAGUGGAAACCCCUGAACCGGGCUGCAGUCCUCAGCCUGUUCAGGGAACGUGGAGCUCUCAGGCUCAGCUCACACACCUGUGCACCUGUUCUCUGACAGCUCAGCUGGAGCUUCUGCUGAGUCAAAACAUCAUGAGCGUUAUACAAAGAGGACGUCACACACACACACACACACACCCAGACACACUUCACUACUUCACUGUACACGUGCCAACACACACACACACUAAACUGGAGUGAAAUCAGUCUCUUUAAUAGACCCACUUAACUUUCCAUUACAGCUUCAACUGUAAAUCAUUUCCUUCAGUUAUUCUGCAGCUUGUUUUACUGCCGUCACGUGUUGUGCUAUUACAGAUGUUAAGAGGAGGAGCAGGAUGCUCUGUAACCUGAGCUGUUCCUGCUCUGCUCAGCUGAGGGGUUUCCCUGACAGAGGAAUGAGGCCAGGCAGCCUUCCUCUGGGACUUUCCCUUUGGAAAGUUGAACAACAAAAAUGGCGAAGGCAGACCAGCGUUUCGGCCAGCGGGACGGCUCGGACCAGAACUUCGACUACAUGUUCAAGCUGCUGAUCAUCGGCAACAGCAGCGUCGGGAAAACGUCCUUCCUGUUCCGCUACGCCGACGACUCCUUCAGCAACUCCUUUGUCAGCACCGUGGGCAUCGACUUCAAGGUGAAGACGGUGUAUCGCAACGACAAGAGGAUCAAGCUGCAGAUCUGGGACACGGCAGGUCAGGAGCGAUACCGCACCAUCACCACGGCCUACUACCGCGGCGCCAUGGGCUUCAUCCUCAUGUACGACAUCACCAACGAGGAGUCCUUCAACGCCGUCCAGGACUGGGCCACUCAGAUUAAGACAUACUCAUGGGAUAACGCCCAGGUGAUCAUGGUGGGCAACAAAUGCGACAUGGACGAGGAGAGAGUCGUACCUCCAGAGAAAGGAAAACACCUCGCCGACCAGUUAGGGUUCGAGUACUACGAGGCGAGUGCUAAGGAGAACAUCAACGUGCGGCAGGUGUUCGAGCGCCUGGUGGACAUCAUCUGCGUGAAGAUGUCGGAGCGCGUGGACGUGGAGGCGCCGGUGGCUCCCGGCACCAAGACCACCAGACUGACCGACAAGCCCGCCCAGCUACCUCAGAAGUGCUGCUGAUCGUCCGUCGCCUGCCGUCCCUCUGAUGUCGCCUCGUCCCCCAAAACCCCCGAAUCCCUCCCCCAACUCCCUCCCCUCCCCUCGAGAAAAAGAAAAAAACAGAUUAACUAUUGUAACAUUCCUCAACACAUUCUCUCCGCUUCAGUCCAUGUUUGUGAGCAGUCAAUAAUCACUACGCCUACUGCAGUUUCUGCUAACUAACACUGAUAUAGCCAGUUUCAUUCCCUCCCCGUCCCCAAGUAUCUGAGGAUGGCCCUCACACAGACGGAGGAGUGAGGGCAGCAGUCAACUCCAAACAGAAUCUCAUUUGGUGUGUUUGAAACGCUCGUAGAUCUGCUGUUUGUUACAUUUAAAUGAGACGAGAUGUCGAAUGAGGAGGAGAACGAAGGUCUGGUCGCAGCAGAGUUCAUCCACGCCUCCUCAGUAACAGGCUGAUAGAAGAGUUUACAAACCUCUGCAACUGAUGAAUUCUGUGCUAACCAGUGGAGAACUGUUGGUACCUGUCAGUCACAGUGGUUGGGAGUUUGCUAACCGCCAGCUGGUAGAGUAGGCAGCUCGGUCAGUAACAGGACCACAGGUUUGUACAUUUUAUUGGUCUUAUAACUGUCUGGUAACAGGUACCAUACUGUGGGGCAGCUGAAAGCUGGGAUGAAUCUUGGUGCCAAAGAGUGCGAAACACCAGGAAGCAGGUCUGUGGUUAAAGGAAAUUAAACAUUAAGUACACAGUAUUUUUAAUCCACACACGUCCAACUCUGUGCAGUAACACAGCCGUCACUCAACACCAUCACACUUUGUACAAAGUGCUCUCCUCUGUAGUCGCCGUUAAAGUUGUUUUCUAGCUCAGUGGUGUGAUGUUGUUUGAAGUAACGUAGCUAACGUUUGUGUCUCUGUUUUGUUUUGUUAUUAAUGAGAGAGGAGCAGUGGCACAUGGAGUCUGUCGGGUUGAGGUGUGCGAUGACGUGAGCGCUCACAAGUCGUAAACAUGAGAAUCAAUCCUUUGUUGUGAAAUCUGCAGCUCUCUGCUUCCUGUAAAGGUCAGUAUUGUCAGGACAGUUCGCUGUUGGUCAACGGGUUAAACUGAAAUAACCAAAAAGCUCUGUGGUUCUAGAUGCUGGUGUGACCGGGCCUUAAAGCUGGAGUCAGACCUCUGAUAAGAUACAAACGUCUCCUAGUAGAUGAAGGUGCUAUGGUACUUUAUGGCCCCACGUCAAACAGCUGUUAGUUUGUCCAACUUCCUGUUGGGAACAUUUGAGCAUCAUAUCUAAGGCGGUGGGAUUGUUUCCAAGAACUCUGGGUCACGUACCUACGUUUAAAGGAGUAAAGAGGAUUGUUCUGGUUCUGGUGAGAUCUGACGAUGUGUACUGAGAUGUUGCUGCUGUGUGCUGCUCGUUCUGUCCAGACAAAGUCACCUGAAAGACACAGUAAAAAAAAAAACAGGUGAUUAUAUGACUGACUCUGAUCUUGGUUGCACGGCUAAUGUCUUUGUUUCAAACACGCCAAAUCCAAAGUGUGCUGGAGUUGACUGUGAAGCAGGGUCCGCCGGUUAGCACAGCACUGCCUCUCCUCAAAGUGUAGCACAACGACAAACUCGCAACACCACAGCUGCUCAUGUUCACAAGUUUACAGGUCGCAGUCGUUCACACCGAGUCAUCUGCCGAAACAUCAGCUAGGCUGCUUCUCAGAUAGCUAGUAAGAGUUAGGACCACUCUAAUACAAUAUGCCUAUAGCCCACUAACUGUUACUGGCCUUACUUAGUGCUGUUUUUGGCUUGAAAGACGCUUUAGGGCUACACCACCAAUGCACAACUCCCAGGCAGGGCUGCAGACAAAUCAAGACUGAACAGGAGGGGGUCGAGUCCUAAACCAACACAGGUCUAAAAACCAGUCUGACUUGGUAUGAUGAAGAGUUUGUAACAACAGAAAGUCUAAAGGAGAGUCCCUCCUGUUAGUUACACAAAUCAACACAUGUUCUGGAACAGUAACAACAGCAUAAACUAAUACAACCAGGGAAACACACAAACUGAUGGACCAAGUCUUUAUAAGACCCGAAGCUAAAUCUGACCCAACCGGUAACAGAUCUGAAGUCAUGGAAGUUUAUUAAUGACAAACUGAACAAAUUCAAGUCUGCAGAUCCAGAUGGAGGAGCACAGUCCUCGUUUCCUGUGGCCUCGUUUUCCAAUCACACGUUCCUCCAUCUGCUCUGUCAGAGUCUGUGUCGUUGAAAAGGCUCUCGUCUAUAUCUGGCUGAUGAGCUUGUCUGUGUUUCACAGUUCGUGUCAUGAUGUGGGGCAGGCUGAGGUAGAAGAAGCAGCCUGAUCUGAUGCUGCCCUGCUCCCAGGUCACUUUAAAUGUCUGGUACGAUCAGGUGCUUCUCAUCUGCUGAGGCAGCUGCAUUAUCUUCAUGAUGUUUCAGACGAAGUAUAUCUGACAGGAAGUGUGCCAGCUGCUGAGUUAAUGAGCUCCUGUCACAGAGAUGAUAACUGAGAUCAGAGCUUCUGUUUCAUACAUGUCCUCGUGUGGAGAGAGUAAGUCUCAGCGUGCAGACUGCUGCCUUCACAGAGCUGUGAGGUCUCCACACAGCUGAGAAAAACCUCCUUUAAACAAAGAGGAUCUGCUGUUUGCUGAGGGACUGAGAGUUAAUGCAGCUAACGACCUUUAUGACCCCACAUGUAAUUAAUGUAAGAGGAGCAGCAGAGUGGGAGGUUUCAGAACUACAGGUUGUUUAAUGACUAAGACUUUGAUGACAUUAGACCUCAUUUAGAUGAAUAACGCAGUAAAGAGGGCGACUGCCCCCGGGGCACUUACACCUGCGAUGUUUAGGUUUGUGGUGAGUUGAUAAAUUAUAACUGUAUUAUCAGCUGUAACUGUCUGACCCUGACUCACAUUAUCACAGACUCAUUGUCAGUGCUGCUCCAGGCCGGGAGGUGUGCAUGCACAUUCUCAGUCUGUGCUUUUGUCAUUAACAAGCUUCCAUAUAAAGUUUGCUGGUGUUUCCCUGGAGAAAAUAACAAACUAGGCUUAAUAAGAGAGAUCAACUAAUCAGGUCCAAGACCCAGAUCAGACCCUGUAGACUGCCAGAGACUUGAUCCCAGACUGCCGCCGAGCGCUGCAGCCCUGCUUCAUGGUGGCUUAUAGCUUUUGCACUGGCCGACACAAUCCGACGCCGUUCUGAGGGUGUUUUCUACUCACACAUGCACAUGUGAGCAGAGCUGACGAGUGAAGAGCACAGGUUCUCUCCUUCCCCCUUUAGCAGGUGUAGUCACGUAGCCGUCAUGUUCGCAGUGUUUCCUACAUGAAUGUGUGGAUGUGUGUGUGUGUGUGUGGAUGUGUGUGUGUGAUAUUAUUGUUGCAUAUGGUUAUCAUGAUAUUUAUUGCGUGUUCAGUUGUGAGGGUUUUUGUGUUUGUGUACGGUAUCUUCGACGGAAGUGUGAUAUUUUGAUAAUGUCAUGUCAGCUGAGAUACAGUACGUGUGUGUAUAUGAAAGACUUCAAGAAAAAGGGAAGACGUGGAGAAAAAAAUUGUGCAUUUAUUAUUAAAUAUUACGAAGAUAGAAAAAAACAAUAUCCUGCCAAAUUGUUAUAUAGCUACCACAGCGCACGUUUUGUGUGUGACUCCCCACCAUGUGUCUUCAUAUUGAUAAAAAACAUACAAUAAUAUUGACAUUGUCUUCAUAUGAUUAUUUUUUAAGUGAAUUUGUAAAUGAUAGAAUUAGAAAUUAUAAUGGUGUUAAGUAUGAAUUUAUUUUUAUGCUGUGUAUACCAUGGACAAAUUAUAUAGAGAGUUUAUGUAAACUUGUUGUCUUACAGUUCACUCCUGUUCGGGGGAGAAGCACAAAGUGAUUGUACAAAAUAUUGUGAAUGUUUGUAUAUUAUAGAUGCAAUUUAGUAAAUAAAAAUCACAAUCUUUAAUCAUAA